AUGACUGGUGUGGGCGCUAUGAAUCCUUUCGCUGCCCAAACUCAGAUGAAUAAUGCUGGUUUUCAAAGUGUCUCUUCAUCUUCCUCUCUUACGUCAGCAUCCUCUGGAAAUAAUACUAACUCCAAUCCCUUGUCAGGGCCAUCUGGAAUGCCAAACCCCUUUAACCCCCAGGCCUCGGCUGGACAACAGAGCACUGCAGGGUACUCAGGCCAAGCAAACCCUGCAGGCAAUCCAAUGCAGUCUGGAAAUCCAAUGAAUAUGAAUCCUUUUGGAAGUAGCUCUAAUGUAUCUUCCAAUUCAACAAGCCAAUCCAUGACAAACUCUCCAUCAAAUAUGAAUCCAUUCGGUGCAAGUCAAAUGGCCUCAGUUGGUUUCUCAUCUACCUUUGAUCCGAACAAAAUUAAUGGCAUGCUAUUCUCGUCAUUGGUCGGACGGAGAACACUAGUUAAACGACAAUCCUCCGGAGGAUCUUCUUCAAUUCCUAAUUACGAUCCUAAUGCGGUCAAUCAACUGACUUCAAGUUUCUUAGACCCUUCAAAGUCAAAACUCGGGGCAGGUGGCGCAACCGGUGGUAUGUACAACCCUGACCAAUGGAACACCAUCAGCUUCAACAUGUUCAACCCCCAGUCUCAGCUCGGCAGACGUCGUCUGACAAGACAGGCUACAAUCCCUAAUUACGACCCUAACGCAGUCAAUCAGCUGACUUCAAGUUUCUUAGACCCUUCCACCUCCAAGCUCGGGGCAGGUGGCGCAACCGGUGGAAUGUACAACCCUGACCAAUGGAACACCAUCAGCUUCAACAUGUUCGAUCCCCAGUCCCAGCUCGGCAGACGUUAUAUCAAAAGACAAACUGCACAAGGACCAAGCAUGAGUGGAACCUCGUCACCUGCUGCUGUACCAUCUUCUGGAGGGUCUAGUUCCAGUGGAUCCAGUCAGACCAGUGGAUCAAGCGCAACCGGUGGAUCUAGUCAGCCAGGAGGAGCCAGUCAAACCAGUGGAUCUAGUCAGCCAGGAGGAGCCAGUCAGACCGGUGGAUCUAGUCAGCCAGGAGGAGCCAGUCAAACCGGCGGAUCUAGUCAAACAUCUGGUGCAUCACAGAUGACACAGCCUGGUAUGUUUACUAACCCUGGUGCAUUUACAAUGGGAGGAGGGUCACCCUCCUCGGCUAUGUCUUCAGGUAGCAGUGGAGGAAGCAGCAGUAGUGGGAGCGGAAGUAGUGGAUCAUCCAGUUCCAGUUCUAUACCGUCGUUUGAUCCAAACAAGUUAAAUCAAAUCCAAGUCAGCUUCCUUGAUCCCUCAAAAGCUCAACUAGGACAAGGAGGCGGAGGUGGUUCUGGCUUUAAUCCGGAUCAGAUCAACAGCCAGGUUUUCAAUUUCUUCAAUCCUAACCUCAUGAUGGGUGGAGGCGGACGAUAA
Ylistrum balloti is the source of this 1416-nucleotide messenger RNA. RefSeq lists its product as uncharacterized. The record is from RefSeq and is a predicted model, not a curated record. The transcript has 4 exons. Bases 1 to 1416 code for a protein of 471 amino acids. Lineage: Eukaryota; Metazoa; Mollusca; Bivalvia; Pectinida; Pectinidae.